AUGCAUGCGCUCGCAUUGGAGCUGACAUGCAUAUUUUUCCUGGCCAUCGGACACGCUAGACCUCACUCGGGCUCCGGGCAAACGACACUUCGCUCUACGACUGUUUCUUCGGAACUCAUAACAAGUACGAAUGAUACCACGACCCUGAGUGCUACCGUCGGUGCACCGGCGAUUGUCACUUUGGACUAUGGCCAUUCUGUGGAGGGCAUACCGACCUUCGAGGUCGUGAGCAUUGAAGGCGACACGUCUGUUUUCGAGAUUACCUAUGCUGAAUCGCUAGCUGCAUUCAACACGUAUAUGAGCGAUGGGCCUCUUCCGCUGGCAGCCGCGAUGGAUACAUAUCGAGUCAAUCGCUACAAUGUGACAGGGCCAGGAACUAUGUCAAAUCGUCUGAUCCAAGGCGCCUUCAGAUAUCAGCGACUCAAUCUUUCUUCCCCGGGAGUUCUUACACUCCGAAAUGUCGGUGCUCAUCCAACGCUUCACACGACACCCCUUACAGACUUGCCCGGCUGCUUCGAAAGCUCCGACGACACAUUGAAUCAAAUUUGGGCAGUCGGCGCACGAACAAUCCAGAUGACAGAGGUACCCAAGAACAACCUGCCUGAUUUCUUGGAAGUCACCGCAGACGGUGCUUUGGCCGAGAGUGUGGCACCUCAAGUCCUUGGAAGCGCGGUCGCCGCUCAGCUGUUGCAAUACGAUCUGACCUUUCAGGUCAAGCCUCUGGUGGGAGGUUUUGGGUUCACUGUGCUUUCCGAUACCCAGAAUUCGGGUAUCUACAUAUCAUGCGACUUGAAGAACGGUAAGAUUGAGGCAUAUACUGGGUCGACUCAGGAGAACGAACAACUGCAAUCAUUCAAUCUACCAUCCAACCUCACGAUUGCUAUGGAGUCAUGGCACACCGUCCAGGCGAAAGUGGCAAUCACAGAUAUCAAAGUGACUAUUGAUGGCUGCGAUGUUUUGACCAUGUCCCAGACGGCACGAGUUUUUGGCUCUUUUGGCAUUGGCGCAUCAUUUGGCCACCGAGCAGUCUUUCGAAAUCUGUCCGCCCACAAUACAGACGGCACGGAGAUUUAUUCGCAUCCAUUGACCGAUACAUCUUUCUUGCCCGAUUUCUUUAUGGGCACAAAUCCAGCAGCCGCUAUGGUGGACGGCUCUCGAAGAGAUCGAAUUGCCUACACAGGCGAUCUUGACAUAGCUGGCGGAGCAGCGCUGGUCAGCACUCAUGGGCUCGAGUACAUCAUGGGAACUUUAGAUUUGUUCGGCUCCUACCAAGCAGCCCCCGGAUUUUUCAUCCCCACGGCGAAGAUUCAACAAGCCCCUCUGGAACAGAAACUAGAUGUCAACAUCACUGGAUUGAUCGGCUAUUCUUUCAACUUGCUCACUGCCGUGGCAUCGACUUACAUGCACACUGGUAAUGUCACCUUCGCGCAAUUUUGGGCACCCAAAAUCCAGGCCAUGCUUGACUGGGCCAAUUCUCAGACUCUCGACAACGGACUUUUCAACCUGUCAGAUCCUUCCUUCGGCGGCGAUUGGAAUUACUAUGACCCCACCCAGAGCGUUGUCGUGACCAAAUUCAACGUUAUCUACGCCUACGCGUUGCAGGAGUGUCUCACGAUCUUGGCUGACGGCGGCAUCGACAACGCAGUUUAUCAAGAGAGACUCGCAGGGCUUCGCAAAGCCAUCGACACCCAGCUUUGGAGUGACGAGCUCGGUGCGUAUUUCUUGUCGGAGAACAUGACAACCGGGUUUGGCCAGGACUCUAACGCUAUCGCCAUACUUGCCGGCGUCAACCUUGCCGCCAACCACUCAUCCCAGGCUAUUCUGUCCACGCUAUCAGCCGAAUUGAUGCAGCCAGCUGGGCCCCUUGCAUUCUCAAGCGACGUUAUUGCAUCUGGGUUUCGGCCGUAUAUCAGUCCGUUCGCAUCUGCCUAUCACCUUCGCGCGGCGUUGGCAUCCAACAACAGCGAUGCCGCUGUGGAGCUGCUCAACAAGUUAUGGGCGCCCAUGGCUGACAGCACGAACGCAAACUACACUGGCUGUUUCUGGGAGACUCUUGACCAGGCCGGCCAUCCUGGACUCGGAAUCACGACAAGCCUGUGUCACGGAUGGGCUGCCGGACCGUCAGCGGAACUUACCAAGUACGUUCUUGGUGCUACACCGACCAAGCCUGGCUGGGCAGAAUUUCAAGUCACCCCCCUGACCCUAGGCCUUCGUUCAGCUAAAGGCAAGAUUCCCCUUAUUGAUGGAAUGGUGGAAGUUGAAUGGGCUUUUGAUAGCAAAGGUCUACUAACUAUGACCGUUGACGCACCUCUGGGAACGACUGGUACUGUCAAUCUCCCAAGUCCCAUGUUGAUCCUAGCCAAAGACUCGGGGUUGACAAUCAAUGGUUUCAUACAGGAAGGUGAAUCAUUCGAAGUGGUGGGUGGAACGUCACUCACUUUGGUUCAAACUAUGACUUCCUGA
Diaporthe amygdali is the source of this 2463-nucleotide messenger RNA. RefSeq lists its product as uncharacterized. Gene Ontology annotation, biological process: carbohydrate metabolic process. The record is from RefSeq and is a predicted model, not a curated record. Bases 1 to 2463 code for a protein of 820 amino acids. The transcript has 2 exons. Lineage: Eukaryota; Fungi; Ascomycota; Sordariomycetes; Diaporthales; Diaporthaceae.